CACCAGUGCAGUGAAAUCAAAACGUGAGCAAAACAAAAACACAGAAAUCGAGAACACACGCACAGAGAGAGAGAGAGAGAGAGAGAGAGUAGAAGGGCCAUGGCUGCCCUGUGGUUCUGGCUCUUGUCCUUCUUCUUCAUUGUAGGUCUGCUAUGCACCCUCGGUUUCCAGCUUAUGUGCUUGGUGGACCUAGAGUUUGACUAUGUCAAUCCAUAUGAUUCAGCAUCUCGGAUAAACAUGGUUAUUGUGCCAGAGUUUGUAGCUCAAGGAGUCUUAUGCUUCUUCUAUCUUCUAACGGGAAAUUGGCUUAUGUUUUUGUUCUCUCUCCCGUACCUCUGUUAUAAUGUGAGAUUGUACAUUCGGCGACAACACUUGGUUGAUGUAACUGAGAUCUAUAACCAGUUGAGAUGGGAGAAAAAGCGGCGGUUCUUUAAGAUCGCCUAUCUUCUUAUCCUAUUCUUCCUCUCUCUAUUCUGGUUGCUUUGGAGUGUUACAGAUGAACAUGAUGACUAAUCAAGAAUUGCUGCUCCUGACGAGCUUGCGCUGUAUCUUUGAUGAUGGAGGGUCUGAGAUACAGAUUUCGGUGAUCAUUUUUGGGACUUCUGUAAAUUUAGUCAGGAUAUGACACCUUAUCGAUAAUUGUAUUAUUAUGUUCUUUCACUUUUUCUGUCCAGGCAUUCUUCCUUUUUUU
Molecule: messenger RNA, 691 nt
Organism: Corylus avellana
Lineage: Eukaryota; Viridiplantae; Streptophyta; Magnoliopsida; Fagales; Betulaceae
Source: RefSeq, a predicted model, not a curated record